AUGGCUACUUCUACCGAUGCAAAGGGCUUCAAGCAGGACAUGGUGGUGUCGAUACGAUACCGAAAUGACCUGCCUCCUCCGCCCAUGCCCCCAAAGCUCCUCGACAUCGACACAGGCGGUCUCGCACAAUACCUCACUACGGGCUAUGCGUCGGGGUUGGCAAAGCGCGAGGAUCCAAACAUUGAAGUUGACGCGGAGGGGGGAAUGCCCAUCGACAUGAUCGGUGUCCCUGGUUACUUUCUCGGCGACGAGAGCGCGAUCAUGGCUCCCGAGAUCCAACCGGUGCUCGACCCUGCGGAUCACGCCCUCAUGAUGUCUGUUGAACAAUUAAAGAGUCAGGGUGCUAAGAACAACGUCUCUUUCUUGCGCAAAACACAGUACAUGACCUCCAGCCAGAUGGCUCGGGCGGCCACCGACCCCUUCGUACGAGCUACUCCCCGGUCGCGGAAGGUGUCCGAGCACAGCCAAAUUGCACCUCCCCCCGUUUCUCGCGACGACCCUGAAAACAUCAAACGGCAUAUUCAGAAAGGUUUCGAUAUUGCCUAUCCUGAUAGUAUUCCCUUCAAUCCUCCCGAAGCCAAAGCGAACCCAAUCACGCCGCAAGAGCGUGAUGCUUGGAAGAACCCCGUACACCCCGACAAUCCGCGACUGAAACCUGUCGAGUUCUACCCCAUACUCCCAGACCUCGAUGCUGUCACUGACAUGGCUGGGAAUUGGCAAGCACUCAAGUUCGAAAAGCCUCCUCUACCACCACACCAUGGCCGGAGAGAUGAUCGUGUCGACGUAGGUCUAUUAAUGGCGUCGGAGAAUGCGGCCGAGAUGCCCAAAUACCAAGCCAAGAAGAAGGCGUUUGAAGAACAUCCUCAACUCUACGAAGAUCCAGGUCCGGAGCCCUACGUCUGGUCGCUCUUGGUGCCCAAGCAAGUCGACUCGGUCCCUCGAAUCCGCAAGAUAUUCAACGACUCGGAUCCCAACAAAGAUGACCCGGCCUUGUACGCUCCGCUUCUCGAAGAGUCGGCUGAUGGGUCUCAACGUCUACCUUUCGAGCGUGUCCGCGUCUACCAGUCAGCCACGCAGAUCACGGUCGACCCGCGCCGAGUCAUGGGCGUGUCCCUCGUCAAUGCCGACAGGUUGUCUCCGGAGUCACGUUUCAGCAAGCAAGGUUCGGCCGCGUACUUCUAUCCCAUCCUUGAACGUGUGCGUAUGAAGGCGGACCGCGGAAACCUCAGCAAAGCGCAGGCUCACAGCAGUCAAGCCGCCGAUGAUGAGGCUACUGCAAACAUCCCCGAUCAACUGAUGGUGCUGUUCAAAGACCCCAGCGCCACGGAGAAACAGUCUCGGUACCAGUUCCGCGGCGAGUAUGACGAAGCAUUCGCCGAGGAGUUUCAGGAGAUCUUGCGCGCGGCCGAGGCUGAGCAAGAGGAGCAACGAGCACAAGAUAUCUUGGAAGAGCAGGGCGAGCUCCAUGAAGGGGCGCAGGAUGUCUCGAUGCAUGAAGUCGCAGACGCGGAGGGCGCAGAUAUUGCUACAAACGGUGUUGGCCAUAAGGACCGAGACGACGACAGAAAUACCCCCGCUGUCAAUGGAGGCGACGCAGGGGCCGAGUACGACAGUGAUGGGAUGCGCGACGAUUGA
Molecule: messenger RNA, 1635 nt
Organism: Capronia epimyces CBS 606.96
Lineage: Eukaryota; Fungi; Ascomycota; Eurotiomycetes; Chaetothyriales; Herpotrichiellaceae
Exons: 1
Coding region: 1-1635 (544 amino acids)
Biological process (GO): transcription elongation by RNA polymerase II
Cellular component (GO): Cdc73/Paf1 complex
Molecular function (GO): RNA polymerase II complex binding; chromatin binding
Source: RefSeq, a predicted model, not a curated record